AUGCAGACUGCAGCGAGUUUAAAGCUAGAAUGUGAAAAACUGGCCAGUGAGAAGACAGAGAUGCAGCGACAUUAUGUCAUGUAUUAUGAGAUGUCCUAUGGAUUGAAUAUAGAGAUGCAUAAACAGGCAGAAAUCGUCAAAAGGCUGAAUGCUAUAUGUGCACAAGUCAUUCCUUUCCUAUCCCAAGAGCACCAGCAACAAGUGGUGCAGGCUGUGGAACGUGCCAAGCAAGUGACCAUGGCAGAACUGAACGCAAUCAUUGGGCAGCAACAACUCCAGGCUCAGCAUUUGUCGCAUGGCCCCCCCGUGCCUCUCCCCCCGCACCCCUCAGGCUUGCAGCCUCCAGCCAUCCCACCCAUUGGCAGCAGUGCUGGCCUUCUGGCACUGUCCAGUGCGCUUGGCGGGCAGUCCCACCUACCGAUUAAAGACGAAAAGAAGCACCAUGAAAACGAUCACCAAAGAGACAGAGACUCAAUCAAGAGCUCUUCUGUAUCUCCAUCAGCCAGUUUCAGAACAGCAGAAAAGCACAGAAACUCAACAGAUUACUCUUCAGACAGUAAAAAGCAGAAAACAGAAGAGAAGGAAAUAGCAGCUCGUUAUGACAGUGAUGGUGAAAAGAGUGAUGACAACUUGGUAGUUGAUGUUUCCAAUGAGGAUCCUUCCUCUCCCCGAGGGAGCCCAGCACACUCUCCACGGGAGAAUGGCUUGGACAAGACUCGACUGCUGAAGAAAGAUGCACCAAUUAGUCCUGCAUCUAUUGCAUCCUCCAGCAGUACUCCUUCCUCCAAAUCCAAAGAACUUAGCCUUAAUGAGAAAUCUACCACACCUGUAUCUAAAUCAAAUACCCCAACUCCACGGACUGACGCUCCAACUCCAGGCAGCAAUUCCACUCCCGGAUUAAGGCCUGUGCCUGGCAAGCCCCCCGGUGUUGACCCACUAACUUCAGGUUUAAGGACGCCUAUGGCAGUGCCAUGUCCUUACCCUACUCCAUUUGGGAUUGUACCACAUGCUGGUAUGAACGGUGAGCUGACCAGCCCAGGAGCUGCCUAUGCUGGUCUACACAACAUUUCCCCUCAAAUGAGUGCAGCAGCCGCAGCAGCAGCAGCAGCCGCAGCUUACGGGAGAUCUCCAGUGGUUGGUUUUGAUCCCCAUCAUCACAUGCGAGUCCCAGGCAUCCCUCCCAAUCUCACAGGCAUCCCAGGAGGAAAACCAGCAUAUUCAUUUCAUGUAAGCGCAGAUGGUCAGAUGCAGCCUGUACCUUUCCCUCCUGAUGCCCUCAUCGGUCCAGGGAUCCCUCGCCAUGCCCGUCAGAUCAACACUCUGAACCAUGGGGAAGUUGUGUGUGCAGUGACCAUCAGUAACCCCACGAGACAUGUGUACACGGGUGGGAAGGGGUGUGUCAAAGUCUGGGAUAUCAGCCACCCAGGCAACAAGAGCCCUGUCUCUCAGCUGGACUGCCUGAACAGAGAUACCAACAUCCGUUCCGGCAGAUUGCUCCCAGAUGGCCGCACCCUGAUUGUUGGUGGGGAAGCCAGCACGUUAUCCAUUUGGGACCUGGCAGCUCCAACUCCACGGAUUAAGGCAGAGCUGACAUCUUCUGCUCCAGCUUGCUAUGCCCUAGCUAUCAGCCCCGAUUCCAAGGUCUGCUUCUCUUGCUGUAGUGAUGGGAACAUUGCAGUGUGGGAUCUGCAUAACCAGACUUUAGUAAGGCAAUUUCAGGGCCACACAGAUGGAGCCAGCUGUAUUGACAUUUCUAAUGAUGGAACUAAACUCUGGACAGGAGGCUUGGACAAUACAGUCAGAUCCUGGGACCUCAGAGAAGGGAGACAGCUACAACAACAUGACUUUACAUCACAGAUCUUCUCACUGGGCUAUUGUCCAACUGGUGAAUGGUUGGCAGUAGGAAUGGAGAACAGUAACGUCGAGGUGCUGCAUGUUACUAAACCGGACAAGUAUCAGCUGCAUCUUCAUGAAAGCUGUGUGUUGUCACUCAAAUUUGCUCACUGUGGCAAAUGGUUUGUAAGCACUGGAAAAGAUAACCUUCUUAAUGCCUGGAGAACACCUUAUGGAGCCAGUAUAUUCCAGUCCAAAGAAUCCUCAUCUGUGCUUAGCUGUGAUAUCUCUGUGGAUGACAAAUACAUUGUCACUGGCUCUGGGGACAAGAAGGCUACAGUCUACGAAGUUAUUUAUUAGAGACAAAUCUGAAUGCAAACAGGACUCUUUCUCGUAGCACUUUGCUGUAUAUUCCUUUUUUUUCUUUCCCACACUGAAAACUUUAAAUGCUCAUCACAGUUGUGGAAUUUACUGUCCCCCUUUUAACUUGCUGUUGAAUUGUGAAUGCUGAUUAAGAACUUGUGAUACCAAAUCAUCAGAUACCUACUUGGAAGAAGGUGGAAUAAGCAUACUUAACAGUGAACUUGACUCUUUAAUUAUGUAUUAUAGUUGUAAUGUAUUUAUUUUGUUUAAAGAAGGCUUUCUAACAAUGAACUGACUAAAUAAAGCUGUCUGGCCCGGCUUUGAUUUGAAAGAGAGAAGUACAAUAAGUUGCCUCAAAGAAUCACCUUUAUUGCUUCUGGACAUUUUUGCCACGUUUCUUUGAAAUGGGAGAUACAUGUCUUUAGGCAGUUUUUCAAUUACAAGAGAUUACGAAAAAUAUUUGAUAUAUUCAUUGGAAACAGCACUGAAAUAAGGAUGAAUUCCUACCAGUGUACAAACUACAAAAGCAAGGACCUCUGAGGUAGGAUUUACAAGAGCACUCAUUCCGAAGUACAGAAAAGGAAUGGAUUCUUACUUCGGAAAGGACUUUCUUUUUUGCCAUCAGUUCAAUCCAAGUUGUGAUUGGAUGUCCUCAAAAUGGACGCAGGCUGAGCCAUUGUGCCAGAGACAUUGUGUUAUCUUUUUAUGUUGUUGUUGUUGCUGUUAAACUAUGAUCUGUGACUUUUUUUUUUGAAUGCUUUAAAAAAAUCUUUAAGUCUGUGGAUCUGCUGAUGUACAGUGCCUUUGCUGCUAUGGAUCAAAAUCAAAAGACCCGUGUAGAUAAAUCUUAUUGUAUAAGUAGAAAAUUACUAAAUUUCAUACUAGAAAUGGAUUGAUGCUGCAAGUUAAAAUGGACUGUUCAUUGAAGUUCCAAAUGUGGUAGCAAAAAAUGGUGUCUUAAGUGCUUAGUGUUUGAUGUCAUUAACAGUUUCGUAAUACUCUACAGUGUAGAAAGAUUUUGAUACUAAACUGUGUCAUUGUACAUAGUUCUAAUGCAGUGUAUUGACCACCAGUACUUCUAUAAUGGUAGAUUAUUGUUUGUGCAUUCAGACUUUUAAGCAUUAAACAUAAGUAACUUCUAAGAUG
This is a messenger RNA of Struthio camelus australis, 3342 nucleotides long. NCBI's taxonomy places the organism in Eukaryota, Metazoa, Chordata, Aves, Struthioniformes, Struthionidae. The record is from RefSeq and is a predicted model, not a curated record.